AUGACAUUCUGGAAAAAUAAACCACCACCAUCACCAAAACCUAACACGUUAAUUCCCGAAGCAAAUGCAAAUAUAUUUUCAAAAGUUAUAUUUUGGUGGGCCGGAAAUAUAAUGAAGAUUGGGUAUAAACGUCCUUUGGAAAAAGAUGAUCUUUAUGUUUUGAAUGAUCCAAAACUAGCUAAAAACGUAACUGAUGAAUUUGAAAAAUCUUGGGAAAAGGAAUGUUCACGCAGUGAUGGGAAAAAUCCUUCUUUAUUAAAAGCUCUUAAUCGUACUUUUGGUUUCAAGUUUUGGACUUCGGGUAUUUAUCGUUUUUUGAGUGAUACCUUACAAGUCGUUUCACCUUUGUUUGUUCAGCUAUUAUUGAAAUUUGCUCAAGACUCUUGGAAUAACAAAGAUGAUCGGGAUGCUUCUCCUAAUUCUUCUAUCGGAUUCUUAUUUACUGUAAUCAUUUUCGUAAUGCAAAUAGGCUCAACACUUUUUAGCAAUUUAUAUUUUUACAAUGCCAUGGAGGUAGGAUUUCUGGUUAGAUCUGCAAUGAUCACUGCAAUUUAUCGCAAGGCUAUGUUAUUAAGUGGAAAGGCACGUAAUGCAUUUACCGCGGGAAAAAUAACGAAUUUAAUGUCAACCGACACUACGCGUCUUGAUUAUGUAUGCGGUUACUUUCACGUGAUAUGGGCUGCGCCAAUCCAACUUUUUAUAGCCCUUGGCUUAUUGAUUAGAAACCUUGGCCCUUCAGCCUUGGCAGGAUUUGGAUUGUUACUUAUAAUGAGCCCAUUUCAAGGAAAAAUUAUGCGUAUUUUGGGAAAGACGCGCUCAAAAGCUGCGAAAAUUACUGAUGAACGCGUAAAGCUUACUCAAGAAGUUUUACAAGGUAUUCGAGUUAUUAAAUAUUACGCAUGGGAAGAAAGUUUUUUGGAUACGUUGAAUGAAUUAAGGGAUAAAGAAAUGGGUUACGUUAGAUUAUUAUUGAGUAUGAGAGCUGGUGUCACUGGUGUUACUAUGGUCAUCCCGGUGUUUGCAAGUAUAUUAGCUUUUAUAGUGUAUUCGCUUACCGGAGGGGAACUUACUGCGGACGUUGUAUUUUCUUCUUUGGCUUUGUUUAAUAUCAUGAGAUUACCUUUAAUGUUUUUGCCCGUGGUAAUCGCUUCAGUUACCGAUGCUUUGGUAUCUGUAAAACGUAUUCAAGAAUUAUUCGUGGCCGAACAAUUAGAUUAUUUACCAAAAGUUAAUCCAAAUGGGGAUCAUGCCAUUAAAGUAGAUGAUGGUGAAUUCAUCUGGGAAAGUGCUCCUCCUGAAAAUUCACAAAAUGAUAAUAAAGGCAAGAAAAAACAUAAGAGAUCAAAGAAAUCAUCUAAAAAUGAGGAAAAAAUUCAUGAAGAUAAAAUAGAGAAUGUAAAUGGGAAUAAUGAAACGACAAUUUUAACACCCAUGGAUUCUGCCGAACACAUGGCAAAUGUCAAAACGCUAACUCCAUACUCACACCUUCGAAACGUUAAUCUUUCAAUACCUCGUGGUAAACUUGUUGCCGUUGUAGGAUCAGUGGGUAGCGGUAAAUCUUCUUUGCUGUCAGCGUUAGUUGGUGAAAUGAAAAAAGUACACGGGGAAGUUGAAUUUGGCGGGAAUGUUGGAUAUUGUCCUCAAACUGCUUGGAUUCAAAAUGCAACUCUGAGAGAUAACAUUCUAUUUGGUUUGCCUUUUAACGAUGAAAGGUAUCAUAAGGUUAUUAAAGAUUGUUGCCUUGAACCGGAUCUGGCCAUGUUGCCUGAUGGCGAUUUGACUGAGAUUGGAGAGAAAGGAAUUAACCUGUCAGGAGGUCAGAAGCAACGUAUCAACAUAGCUCGUGCAGUUUACUAUGAUGCAGAUAUCGUGUUGUUAGAUGAUCCUUUAUCGGCUGUAGAUUCACAUGUUGGAAACCAUCUUAUUACACAUUGCAUUAAAGGCGCUCUUAAAGAAAAAACGCGUAUCCUUGUCACUCAUCAUUUACAUGUGUUACCUUAUGUGGAUUAUGUUAUUUGUAUGGAGAAUGGUAAAAUAGCAGAGCAAGUAAAAGCUUUAAUGACCACAGAAGAACGUGUAACUGGUUCGGUUGAUAAUUCGGUUUAUUUUGCUUAUGUGAGAGCUGCAGGAGGAUAUUCGUUAUUACCUCUUCUUCUGUUUUUACUCAUAAUGACGCAAGUCACUAAUAUUGGAAAUAAUUUAUGGCUGUCUUUUUGGACAAGUCAAAAGUUUAAUAUGUCAACCGAAAAAUAUAUGGCAAUUUAUUUGGCAUGGGGAGUUUCUCAGGGAAUUUUCAGUUUGAUAAGUGGCCUAAUUUUCUCAUACGCUGGUUCUAGAGCUGCAAAAAUUUUACAUAGAAAUUCUAUUAAAAGAGUUUUACGAGCUCCAACUAAAUUCUUUGAUACAACACCGUUAGGAAGAAUUAUCAAUCGGUUCAGUAAAGAUAUUGAUACGUGCGACAAUUUACUUGCUGACACGUAUCGCAUGUUCCUUAGCACUUUAGCGAUUGUGCUUGGAACAUUUAUUUUAAUUAGCAUCGUAUUCGUAUACUUCCUUAUUCCUUUGGUUCCGCUUUUAGCAUUAUAUUAUUUUGCUGCUCUCUAUUAUCGAUCCACAAAUCGUGAAUUGAAACGUCUUGACUCCGUUUUGCGUUCAUCUCUUUAUGCACAUUUCUCGGAAUCAUUAACGGGAUUACCUACGAUUCGAGCUUAUCGUGAACAAGAUCGAUUUUUAAGAACGAACGAGCAAUUUGUUGAUAUUGAAAAUCGGGCAUACUUCCUUACAAUCGUUGUCCAACGUUGGUUGGGUCUUCGGCUUGAAUCAAUUGCAAAUGCAUUAAUAUUCUUUACAAGUUUGUUUUCUGUUAUUGGAAGAUAUAACGUAGACCCUUCGAUUACUGGUUUAGUACUAAGUUAUGCACUUCAAGUUACCGGUACUUUCAACUGGUGUGUCAGGCAAUUUGCUGAAGUGGAAGCGAAUAUGAAUGCUGUAGAACGUCUUGUAUAUUAUUCAGAUUCACUGGAUGUUGAAGCAGAACCAAUAAUUUCUGAUCAUAGACCACCACCCGAAUGGCCCGUUAAAGGAGAAGUACAUGUUAAAGAUUUGGUGAUGUCUUAUGGAUCUGAACAUCCACCCGUCUUAAAAGGAGUUACAUUUGAUAUCGUCCCAUCAGAAAAAGUUGGUAUUGUUGGAAGAACUGGUUGUGGUAAAUCAACAUUGGCGACAUCUUUCUUUCGAUUUAUUGAACCAACUUCAGGACAAAUCGAAUUGGAUGGCAUCGAUAUUACUACCAUCGGUCUUAAAGAUCUUCGAAGUAAAAUCACUAUUAUUCCGCAAGAUCCCGUUUUGUUUAACGGCACGUUAAGGAGCAAUUUGGAUCCAUUCAAAGAGCAUGAUGACGCAACAUUAUGGAAUUCUCUUCGAAGAGCUCACUUAAUUCAAGAAGAUUCAGAUAAUGAGAAUACGGAUUCCACGUUAAAUGGAUCCUUAAAUGAAAAAUCACCCGUGAUAAAUGAAUCGAUACCACAACAAAGCAAACAAGAAACGUUGACACUUGAUUCACCUGUCAAUGAGAAUGGAAGUAAUUUUUCACAAGGUCAACAACAAUUAAUAGCAUUAGCAAGAGCAUUAGUACGACAUUCUAAAUUAAUUAUAAUGGAUGAAGCAACAGCCAGUGUAGAUUUUAAGACUGAUCAUUUAAUUCAAACUACAAUAAGAGAAGAAUUUAAAGAUUCGACAGUAUUAACCAUCGCUCAUCGGUUAAGGACCGUUGCUGAUUAUGAUAAAAUUUUAGUUAUGGAUGCUGGAAAUAUAAUAGAAUACGAUAUGCCAUAUAUAUUAAUGCAAAAACCUGAUGGGAUGUUUAGGGGAAUGUGUGAAAGAAGCGGCGAACUUAAUGAAUUAUUGGAAGUUGCAAAAGAGAAAUAUGAAAAACAAAAAGAACGAAAAACGUGA
This is a messenger RNA of Funneliformis caledonium, 3954 nucleotides long. The record is from the annotation of a GenBank genome assembly. NCBI's taxonomy places the organism in Eukaryota, Fungi, Glomeromycota, Glomeromycetes, Glomerales, Glomeraceae.